Rasamsonia emersonii CBS 393.64 is the source of this 1755-nucleotide messenger RNA. RefSeq lists its product as uncharacterized. The record is from RefSeq and is a predicted model, not a curated record. Lineage: Eukaryota; Fungi; Ascomycota; Eurotiomycetes; Eurotiales; Trichocomaceae. Gene Ontology annotation, biological process: dephosphorylation. Bases 1 to 1755 code for a protein of 584 amino acids. The transcript has 8 exons. Gene Ontology annotation, molecular function: phosphoprotein phosphatase activity; oxidoreductase activity.
AUGGAUGUUGGCAUUGUUGGAGCUGGCAUCGCCGGCCUCUACACUGCGCUGCUCUUUCAGCGCGAAGGCCAUCGAGUGACAGUGUACGAGGCUGGUUCUCGAAUAGGAGGUCGGAUCUAUACCAAUGGUUGUCCUCGCAAUCCCUCCAGCUACUCUCCAGAGCAUUCGAGAACGGCCGACAUGGUCAUUUAUGAAAGAACAAGCGAUCCGGAGCACACACUAUGCGCUCUACAAGAUUGGUCUCCAUUUCCGGACCCGGUUCUGGGAGAAGUUGCCUCAUCCAUGCUUUGGGGGACAGACCAGUUCGUGGACGCCUUUGAUGUCUGCUGGAGUCAGGAAUAUGCGACGGGCGAUGCCAUGUUGCUUUCGGGACAGUUCAGCCGCUUCUAUGAAGCUGCAAAGCAGCCCGAGGGUAAUAUUUAUUUUGCCGGCGAGCACCUCAGCCAGCAUCACACGUGGAUUGCCGGCGCGGUGGACUCGUCUCUGCAGGCAACGUCGGCUAUGCUUGGUAACAAAGAGAUCAAGGCGCUGGGCGAGGAGUACACUACGAAUCUGGGGAAGAGGAAGGCGAAGGGACACUCGAAUUGCUCAAAGGGUGGUUGCAGCGUUCACGGGAACGUCAUUGAUUCCUGGCCGGACUCGGCUUUUCCCCACUCGCGACAGACGUCGCUCACCGACUCGCCUCGCCAACAAGCGUCCAGACCGCCGCCAGACACGUCAACAAAACCAAACCAGGCCGGAGCGUGGUCGUCGUCGUUCGUCGUCGUUAAGAAGACGACCUCUAAAUCCAAAUCUACUACCAAGUCUACUGCCAAAUCUACAUCUACAACCACAACAUUAUCAUCAAUGACGGGAUCUCCGGGCUUCGAUCUGGCUUCUCCAGAUCGCCCGUUUGAUGAUAUAUUGAAUUUCCGGGAUGUGGGGAGGUCGAUCAACGAUAUCUAUGGAUCUAAAAUUAUCAAGGAAGGCAUCCUCUUCCGCAGUGCAAGGCCAGAUGAUGCAUCCGAGAGGGAUAAGCUCCGUCUCGUGGAUGAACUAGGCAUAUCCACUAUCAUCGACUUGCGCUCCAAUACCGAACAUAUCAUGGCUACCAAUAAACGACGGGCCGCUCUGUCGUUGGAAAGUUCCGACGUGGCCGUGCUGGCGGAUCCCGAUGAACAUCUGCUGGAACUCCCAGGCGUACGUCGAUAUAUGAUCAGCCUCACGGGGCGGGCUUUUGAGAAGGCGCUUCUUUGGCGCUUGGACUGGUAUAAUUUUAUAAAAGUAUUAGGUCUCGUCGCAUCCGGAUACCGGACUGCCGCGGUCAAAAUUAUCGGUUCCCAAGUCAUGAAACCGCGCGGCCUGAUCGGACUCGCGCAGGACACACUCGACUGCGGCGCCGCGGAGAUGCGCGAGACGUUCGACCUUCUCGCCGAGGACGACACGUAUCCCACCGUCAUCCACUGCACGCAGGGCAAGGACCGGACGGGUCUGAUCGUCAUCAUGCUGCUGCUGCUGGCCGGCGUCGUGCCCCUGGAUGCGAUCUCCAGGGAUUACGUCAAGUCCGAGGCGGAGCUCAUCCCGGAGCUCGAGGAGCGGAUGGAAGAGAUCCGCUCCAUCGGGUUGGACGAAAACUACGCCAAGUGCCCGCCCGGGUUCGCGGAAAAGAUCAAGGAAUACCUAGACACGAAGUACGGCGGAGUCGAGGGCUAUCUACUCUCGAUAGGAGUGAGCAAGGAGAAGCAGGAAAAGAUUCGCAAGCGACUAUUGGUUUGA